Molecule: messenger RNA, 2682 nt
Organism: Bubalus bubalis (water buffalo)
Lineage: Eukaryota; Metazoa; Chordata; Mammalia; Artiodactyla; Bovidae
Gene: FCRLB
Product: Fc receptor like B
Exons: 6
Coding region: 1-1254 (417 amino acids)
Biological process (GO): negative regulation of immune response; cell surface receptor signaling pathway
Molecular function (GO): transmembrane signaling receptor activity
Source: RefSeq, a predicted model, not a curated record
AUGUGGGAGCUAACAGUCCUUCUGCUCCUGGUUCCAAGCAGUGGACAAGCUGCUACUCCAGAGAAGCCCAUAGUGUCUCUGCACCCACCCUGGACCACAAUCUUCAAGGGGGAAAAGGUAACCUUGCGGUGUGAUGGGUACCACCCGCUGCUCCUGGAGCUUCGACCCAUUAGCACUCUCUGGUAUUUGGGCCACCUACUCCUGCCUUCUUAUAAGAAGAGCAUCGAGGUGCACACGCCAGGGGUGUAUAGAUGCCAGACACGCGGAGCACCUGUUAGUGACCCCAUCCACCUCUCUGUAUCUAAUGACUGGCUGAUCCUGCAAGUGCCCUAUGCUGCGGUGUUCGAGGGCGAGCCGCUGGUCAUGCGCUGUCGCGGCUGGUACGAUAAGAUCGUCUACAAACUUCACUACUACCACGAUGGCCAACCCGUGCGCUACUUCCACUCCAGCGCCAACUACACGGUACCCCAGGCCCGCGCCAGCGACAGCGGGCGCUACCAGUGCUCCGGCACCAUGCGCAUUCCCGUGGAAAGCGCGCCCAUGUUCUCCGCCAAGGUGGCCGUAACCGUGCAAGAGCUGUUCCAGGCGCCCGUGCUGAGGGUGAUGGGCCGGGUGGAGGCUCGCGGCGGGGCCUUCGGAGGAGUGGUCUUGCGCUGCGAGACGCGCCUGCACCCGCAGAAGCGCGACACGCCGCUGCAGUUCGCCUUCUACAAGUACAGUCGCCCCGUGCGCCGCUACGACUGGGACCCGGAGUACACGGUCCCCGAGCCGGAGGUCGAGGAGCUGGAAUCGUACUGGUGCGAGGCGGCUACAGCCACCCGCAGCGUCCGGAAACGUAGCCCAUGGCUGCAACUCCCGGGCCGCGGUUCUUCCCUGGACUUGGCGUCCACCACCGCCCCGGACCCCGGUAACCAGCCGCUUUCCUUCAGAAAGCCCCCGGUGUCCAGAUCGGUCCCGUCGGUCCCCUCCGUCCCGAAUGUCACCCCAGCGGGGCCGCCGUUCCCCGCGGGCGGAGCCCCCACCGCUGGGCCACCGGCGUGUGCGCCACCGACACCCUUGCAACAAACCGCUGGCGCCCUAAAACCCGACGUGGCGCUUCUGCUUCGAGAAAUGCAGCUGCUCCAAGGCCUCCUCAGCCGGGUGGUCCUGGAAUUAAAGGAGACACAGCCCUUGCCAGGGCACACAGUCGAGACCCCCAGUUCCCACUCGGCUGUGAGUCAGGGAACCCCUGAGACCACUACUGUGGAGAGCUGAGGGAGGGGGUGGCUACAGUCCCCUCUCCAGGCACAUCCACCUCUGGUCUCUCCUGCUCCCGUCACGUGGAGACCUUCCUAAGCCACCUGUUUCAUCCCUGUGUUUCGCUGUGGUUUAUAAAGUGUGGUAGCUGACACGUCAAUCUCACCCAGCACAUCUGAGCAGUUUGUAACCCCAAGGCCUUCCCUCUCAUCUCUUCCUUCGCCUCACAGAUUUCAGUAGGGAAGUAGAAAUCUGCUAUUUACUGCUUUGAGGUUGACUUUUGGAAGUGAAUUUAGUCAUCCUUAGCUUUUCAAUGUAAACCGGCACAACUCAUAUUUCAGCACAAGGUUAUUUUGGUACUAAACUCUUUGGCACAUUUAAGGGUCAAUAAUUACAACCCUAAUUAUUCAUCAUGAAUUGAAAGUUAAAAUUUAAAAGAUUUUCAGUUCUGUUUCUGAUGAGUUUAUACCUUCAAAGUCCUGUGUUAUAGUUUUAGAGACAGAAAGGGAUUUGUGUGGGUCUCCCGUUCCAGGUUAAGGGUGAGUGUACACUUAGAGCCACCCAGAUGCACCUCCCACACCAGCAUAGCUAGACAGACUCUGAUGGGCUCUGGUGGCAGCAGGCAGGCCCUGCUCAUUUUAGCCUAAAUUAAACAACUGCAUCGAGAAAUCUCUUUGAAGAAAGUUUAAGACAAAUUCUCAAAAUUGCUGUAUUCUAGUUUUUGCCAGUUUCUUACUUCUAUAAGAGCCAUUCCAACACUAAGACACAGUUCAAUCUUUAUAAGUUCCUCAUCUGCCUACUAAAACUAUGAGAUCUCAGCAGAGCUGGUGUGAAUUAUUUCCAGGAGAAUUCUUUCUCAUUAGGCCUAUACCCUUCAUCAGUUAACCUUUACUGACUACUCUACCCUCCCACCCUUCUAGUCUAUAGGUAUUCAGUCACAAUGCAAUUUCCCUUUCUUUUUGAGUGAUUAAUCAGUAUCACAUUAACAUCCUUCAUCUUUUUCUUCUUCUUACCUUCUUACUUUCUUCAAGUAUCAUCUUCACCAUGUUAUUACUACCAAGUCACUGAAAUUAUAUAAGAAGAGAGGCAGGUGGGUUCACACAUAUAUUACACUGCAAUGGGAUAAGUGCUUCUGUGAAACACUAGGAAUUCAGUGGAGGAAACUUAAUCUUGAAGGAAAGCAAGAUUUCACCAAGUGAAGAUGGGAAAAUAUUGAGGAGUGGGGGAUGCAGGCUGAGGAUGCAAAAGCAGAGACGUGGAAGACCAUAGUGUGUUUGUAGAGUUGCAAAUAAUUAAAAGUGGCUGGAGAAUUAUAUGUGUUUAUGUGUGUGUGUAUGGCAGGGUAGGGUAUAUUUUAGGCAGAAGGUGGCAGGAGAUGAACAUGGGGAAGUAGAAAGGGUUCAGAACAUGGAAGUCUUGUUAAGAGGUUCUUAAACCUGUUGGAAA